Molecule: messenger RNA, 1941 nt
Organism: Plectropomus leopardus (leopard coralgrouper)
Lineage: Eukaryota; Metazoa; Chordata; Actinopteri; Perciformes; Serranidae
Product: putative UDP-sugar transporter protein SLC35A4
Biological process (GO): pyrimidine nucleotide-sugar transmembrane transport
Cellular component (GO): Golgi membrane
Molecular function (GO): pyrimidine nucleotide-sugar transmembrane transporter activity
Source: RefSeq, a predicted model, not a curated record
GCCCAAGAGAAAGAAAUAUUGUUGCAGCUGCUGGCUUGUCGGUGGCUCCUGACGGAUCAGCCUUCAAGAAAUCAGUGUAGACUGGACUAUGGAUAUAAUGAUAUAACUGGAGUUUCACUGGGGACUCAUUUUUAUUUGCAAUUUUGCUUUCGGUUCAGUCAAACACUGCUUAAUUGACGCGUCUUUGUUUGGUGUUAAUGCAAAUUGGAGAACUUGAUGCCUACAAGGUUUUAAUGUUUGAUCCAUCAGAUUUCAUACCUUGUCUGCUGCCUGGUGCAGUUAUCUAAGCACGUUAGAUCUUGAACUGGCAAGUUAAAAAUAGGCAGCAGUUCCAUCAAAUGUCACCCACACAUUUAUUGUUCCGUUCCAAAUACAUAGAUGGAGUUAUACAGAGAAUAGUGCAUCUGAGUAUUUUAUAAUAGAUAUUUUAAUGAUUGAGAUUUAUAGCUAUUUAUUUUUAAAAAAAAGCCAAAAAGCAAGGGUUUUUUGCACUAUAGCUUGUAUUCAGAUUUGUGAGACAUUGAGUGUUUAUUUUGCAUCACUGAGGAUGAUUGUGAUCCAGAAUGUGGGGCCCAGUUCCCCAGCGAGGAUUAGGAGACAGUGGGUGAAAAGGAUUCUGUGGGGUGUCCUCUUUGGGCUGAUGGUCCUUAUCUAUGGCUCUCAUGCACCGCUCAUUUCUCUCACUAAGGUAGAUGGUCAAGUUCCUUUCAACUCCUCGUCGUGUGUUGUCAUGAUUGAGUUAUCCAAACUCCUGAUUUCUCUGGUGACUCUUGUUUUAACUGGGGGUACUUCCACCUUACAUGUUCCUCCAACUUUAGUCCGUGUGGCCCCCUACGCAGUCCCUGCCAUUCUCUACGCCCUCAACAACAACCUGGUAGUUCUCAUGCAGGCUUACAUGGACCCAAGCUCAUACCAAGUCCUCUCUAACCUGAAAAUUGCCUCCACUGCCCUGCUGUACUCCCUCUGCCUGGGAAAGAGGCUCCGGCCCUCUCAGUGGUUGGCUCUGGGGCUCCUCAUGGGUGCAGGCGUGUGCCACAGCUACAGCAGCCUGGAUCCAGGGGACACUGAGAGGGCUGAAGCAGAGGAAGGUCCCAGGCUUCAUAUCACAGCUUGGGGGCUUUUCCUUGUGCUGGUGUACUGCUGUGUUUCAGGGCUGGCAGCAGUUUACACAGAGAUGGUGCUGAAGAGCCAGAAGUUGCCGCUCAGUUUGCAGAAUCUCUACCUCUAUGUGUUUGGUGUGGCCAUCAACGGGCUCUCCUCCUUUUCCUUUGCAGCAGGUGAAAAGAACUUUCUGGAGGGAUACUCAGGGGUGGUCUGGGUCAUUAUAGCAGGGCAGGCAGCUAACGGACUCUUGAUGUCUGUGGUGCUCAAGCACGGCAGCGGGAUCACCAGACUGUUUGUCAUUUCCUGCUCCAUGCUGGUCAAUGCUCUGUUGUCUUGGGCAGUGUUAGGGCUGCAGCUCACACCUUUUUUCCUCCUGCCUGUUUCUAUGAUUGGACUGGCAGCUUACCUUUAUUACAGAUAGUAAAUAACUGAACCACAAGGUCCAUUGAACUGUCUACCUGAACUUCUGUUUCCUAGUUUUCAAGUGUCAGUUUUGAUUUGUUUUCUGCCUUACAUCUCUCUGCCUUCUUAAAUCCAGAAUCCAACACACGUAUUUUGAUGUGUAACCAUAUACCAUAUUAUCUGUGAACAGUUGCGUCAGCUUAAUUAGAGUUUUUACAUCAUAUUUAAGAAUUUACAGCAAAGCGUGGUCACAAAAAUGUGUGUAAAUUCAUAUAAUAAUGCAAGUCAGGAUUAUAAAAUCGUCAGUUCAACAUUUCUGAAGAGUGCUGCUAUUGUUAUUUUGUUUUGUAUUCAUUCUCUGCCAAGAACAAUGUCGAAGAUCAUGUCAAAGUGUUAUAAAGUGUAUUAAUGAUAACCAAUAAAUUAUCAAUAACA